UAGGCUGCCCAAUCGCAAUUACUAAUCAUCAGAAACGGCAAAAAUAUCAACUACUCAUCAAUUUGGCACACGUUUCCCUGAAGAUAGAAAACCAAAUAAAGCUUCCACAAUUUCUUCUUCAAAGCUUAGAGUGGAAAUGGCGACAAUCUCAUCAGCAACACCCACCAUCUCACUCUCACGCGCAUCAAAGCUCACUUCUUCUUCUUCUUCUUAUUCGUCUUCGACUGUUGCUUUGUCUUCCUCUAGCUCCUUGUUCCUCAGAGGUAACGGGGCGGGGCUCCGCCUGGUUUCGGGUCAGAGAGCUGCUCUAAGAGGUAGGAGUAGUGGCGGCAGAAAGAGGUUUUCUUGCAACUGCUUGUUCGGCCUUGGAGUGCCGGAGCUGGUGGUCAUUGCUGGUGUCGCCGCCCUCGUCUUCGGCCCUAAGAAACUCCCCGAAGUUGGGCGCAGUAUUGGCAAGACUUUCAAGGGCUUCCAACAGGCAGCAAAGGAAUUCGAAACAGAACUGAAAAAGGAACCUGAUUCUCUAGCUCAGGCCCCUUCCGAGGGGUUUGAAGAAAUAAAUCAAGAAGAGAAACGGGAUGCUACAGUGUCCAGCACAAAGGAGGACUCAUAAACUGCUACAGCAGCUUGUUUGCUACUGCUUCUAGUAUUGCGUGUUAUACGCAUUAGCUGUGUUGAGAUGCUGUAUUGUUCGGCGUAGUUGUUUCACUUUCUUGGACGAUAAUCAGUUACGUAGACUGCUCAGUAUUAAACUGCACGGAAAUGUAAUUCAACUUUUAUUCUACAGCAGAAGGAUUCAUGCUUCUUCACUGGUGUUGUUUAUAUUAUUAUUAUUUUUUAUAUAGAUACUCAUGGGGCUAAUGAAAUUGCCUCUGAGAGUAAUAAUAA
Molecule: messenger RNA, 888 nt
Organism: Ipomoea triloba (trilobed morning glory)
Lineage: Eukaryota; Viridiplantae; Streptophyta; Magnoliopsida; Solanales; Convolvulaceae
Product: sec-independent protein translocase protein TATA, chloroplastic-like
Exons: 2
Coding region: 137-613 (158 amino acids)
Biological process (GO): protein transport by the Tat complex
Cellular component (GO): membrane
Source: RefSeq, a predicted model, not a curated record